Peniophora sp. CBMAI 1063 is the source of this 648-nucleotide messenger RNA. The record is from the annotation of a GenBank genome assembly. NCBI's taxonomy places the organism in Eukaryota, Fungi, Basidiomycota, Agaricomycetes, Russulales, Peniophoraceae.
AUGCGCACGACAACAGCGUGGCCAUCUUACCCGCCGGCGGCCAACACCCCAUUGUGCCGUGUGGGCACAUCUCGGAAGGGAGAUCGCCGUGCAGGUACAAUAACCUCCGAACGGCGUCUAGUGUCACCUGUGGACAGACCUGUCCGCUGUAGAAUUUUUGUAUACACGCACUUCUGCUUCUUCCCUCUUCUCGCACACGCUCUUGUCCAGCGUUCAACAACCUUGUUCCCCACGGGGCUGAGUGGAACGCGUACACGCUCUCUUCUUGUCACUCACUGCUGUCUCCCUCCUAUCGCGGCCGACUACGAGGUUAUCCUACUGUUUUCGAACGACACUCGUGAGCCGGCCACAGUUCAACUGGCACGCGACUACCACUGCGGCGCAGCCAGACACAGCGCCGUCGUUUUGCUUUGGCCGGGAGACCAGGUUUCCUUGAUAUUGGCAGCCGGCUCUACGUAUCGUUAUGUACUCAAGACGGGAUCGAAGCUCGCCAGCGUUUCUAUAAACCGCUGGAGAGACACGACGAUCACCGUGACGGAUGCCUUCUCCAGCGCAGGAUCGCCAGGAACACCCGCAACCAUCUCAUCCGGUCGAACCGUUGACGUCGCGUUGACGUUGAACGUUGAACAGUCCACGCUCAUGAUCUAA